AUGUCGUCACCAUCCAAGCGACGAGAAAUGGAUCUGAUGAAGCUCAUGAUGAGCGACCAUGAAGUGCAAAUGGUCAAGGACAACAUGUCUGAGUUCAAUGUCAAGUUCAACGGGCCGAAAGACACCCCUUAUGAGGGAGGAACCUGGAAAGUUCACGUGGAGCUUCCUGUGAACUAUCCGUACAAGUCUCCGAGCAUCGGCUUUGUGAACCGCAUGUACCAUCCCAAUGUCGACGAGAUGUCUGGAUCGGUCUGUCUAGAUGUCAUCAACCAAUCUUGGAGUCCGAUAUUUGAUCAAUGUUUUCGAAGUAUUUUGCCUCAGCUCCUGACGUAUCCCAACCCCACGGAUCCUCUCAAUGGCGAAGCUGCAGCCUUGAUGAUUCGAGAUCCUGAGAAAUACGCGAGCAAGAUCAAGGAGUAUGUUCAGAUGUAUGCCACAGACAUCAGGUUCGAAGAUGAAGAAGAAGAGGAAGAAGAGGAAGAAGACGACGACAAAGAGGAUAGUGGAAUGGAUUCAAAUGACAAUGAUGAUGAUGAUGAACCAGCUGGAAAAAUGGACGAGGACUAG
This is a messenger RNA of Guillardia theta CCMP2712, 567 nucleotides long. RefSeq lists its product as hypothetical. NCBI's taxonomy places the organism in Eukaryota, Cryptophyceae, Pyrenomonadales, Geminigeraceae. Gene Ontology annotation, molecular function: ubiquitin conjugating enzyme activity. Gene Ontology annotation, biological process: protein polyubiquitination; ubiquitin-dependent protein catabolic process. The coding region runs from base 1 to 567 and encodes 188 amino acids. Gene Ontology annotation, cellular component: nucleus. The transcript is spliced from 5 exons. The record is from RefSeq and is a predicted model, not a curated record.